This is a messenger RNA of Mangifera indica (mango), 1785 nucleotides long. Its product is annotated as probable hexosyltransferase MUCI70. The record is from RefSeq and is a predicted model, not a curated record. NCBI's taxonomy places the organism in Eukaryota, Viridiplantae, Streptophyta, Magnoliopsida, Sapindales, Anacardiaceae. The transcript is spliced from 6 exons. Bases 162 to 1577 code for a protein of 471 amino acids.
AAAGCUAAACUAUACAACCUUAUGGUUUCCCUCUGAAAUCACUUUCUUCACUAUUGCAUUUGGAAAGCCGUAAUUUCCUCGAUUCUUGGAUUCAAAACUGCUGAUACCUUUACCAUUUUAUCUAAUUGAUCCUUUGGCAUUGCGUUUACUGUGCCUUAUUCAUGUUCAAUAACGGCAACAUAUCAAUCUCGAUCUCCGAUGAGGACUCGGACGACCUCGGCCGGAUGCGGGUCCGAGGUCGCAGGAAGCGCAAGAAAAACAACUUACGAGCCAAAAGCGAGUUCAGUCGCCGACUUUUUAGAUUUUUUUUGAGGUACCGGACCCUAUUGAUCUUUGUUUUCGUUGCUGGAUUACUGCUUUUUGAAGCCACUAGAAUUGGGAGGAAACCCGGUUUGGUUGUUAACUCAAAAGACAGUCACGUUGAAGUGAAGAAAUCGAGUUCGGGGGAACAUUUAACUCGGAUUGAACCGCCGAAGAGAGAUGUUCGUGGUGGCAGAGAUCGUUGCUUGAAGCUGUUACCUCCUGAUCAACUUGAGCACCUGGAUCCUCCUGUGAAUGAAGAUUCAACAAGUCAUGUAAAGAAAGUGGUUUACUUUUCAGAAACUGUUAUAACUGAUGGAGGAGGAAACAAUACCUUUUCCCAACAUCAAAGUGAAGGCACAAGAUUUAAUUUAUUUACAGGAAACCAGACGUUUGAUCAGAGAGAGAAAAGUUUCAAGGUGAAUAAAAUUGCUGAGGUACAUUGUGGUUUUUACAGUGAAAAUGGAGGAUUUAGAGUAUCAGAUGAGGACAAAAGGUACAUGCAAAUUUGCAAAGUUGUGGUGUCUACUUGUGCAUUUGGGGGAGGUGAUGCUCUUCAUCAACCGAUAGGAAUGUCAGAGGCAUCACUUAAGAAGGUGUGCUAUGUUGCAUUUUGGGAUGAAAUUACCCUGGCAGCUCAGGAAUCAGAGGGGCAUAAAAUUGGUGAUGAUGGAUUUAUUGGGAAAUGGCGCAUUGUGGUUGUGAGGGAACUUCCAUUUACAGACCAGAGGUUGAAUGGUAAAAUUCCAAAGAUGUUGGCACAUCGUCUCUUCCCUAAUUCAAAGUACUCAAUUUGGGUUGACUCAAAGUCACAAUUUAGGAAGGAUCCUUUGGGGGUGCUGGAAGCCCUUCUUUGGCGUUCAAAUUCUGUGCUUGCAAUUUCACAGCAUGGAGCUCGCAGUAGUGUGUAUGAUGAGGCUAAGGCAGUUGUCAGUAAACACAAAGCCACCCCAGAAGAAGUUGAAGUGCAGUUGGCUCAGUAUCGCCGUGAUGGCCUCCCUGAGGACAAGAGGUUUAAUGGAAAGAAAGCUCUAUCUGAAGCAUCAGUAAUUGUGCGGGAGCAUACAGCAUUAACUAAUCUGUUUAUGUGCAUCUGGUUCAAUGAGGUGGUUCGAUUCACUUCUCGGGAUCAGCUAAGCUUCCCAUAUGUUCUAUGGCGGUUGAAUAUGUCUGAGAACAUUAACAUGUUCCCUGUUUGCAUCCGCAAGGACCUCGUUAAUGCCAUGGGUCACAUACGUAAGGCAAAGCCUUCACAUGGUAGAAUGUCCAUGUUCUAACGUUAACAAAUCUCAUUUCACCAAUUGUUGUAAUAGAGGGGCCGAGCGGAGAAUAUAUGUUGUAAUUAUUCUCAAUUCUUUUGUAGAUGUAGAAUUUUCUGAAUGUUAUUUAUUGGCAGUAGCACUGUCCUCACUCAUUCUUUUGGUUAAAAGUAGUUAAAAUAAAUUGUGUAUUGAUUUUUUACUAUAGAAUUAUAUUCAUUUGGAA